Messenger RNA from Tripterygium wilfordii, 935 nucleotides. Its product is annotated as putative GEM-like protein 8. The transcript has 4 exons. The record is from RefSeq and is a predicted model, not a curated record. The coding region runs from base 68 to 766 and encodes 232 amino acids. Gene Ontology annotation, biological process: steroid biosynthetic process. Gene Ontology annotation, molecular function: methyltransferase activity. NCBI's taxonomy places the organism in Eukaryota, Viridiplantae, Streptophyta, Magnoliopsida, Celastrales, Celastraceae.
UACGUCUCCAGUCGAGAAAAUUCUUGAGCAAUUUCUUUUAGUCAAGUCCUGCCGUUGAUUAGCAGAAAUGAAGAAUCUGGUUGAGGAGCAUGUGAUUGGAAUUCCAGUAACCACAGAAACAACAUACCAAGUUGUUAAGUCACCCAGCUGCAGAGGCUACUUGCCUGGACUUGAUGGUUCUUCCACAUUCAAACAUAGAAAAAUUGAUUAUCUGCUUAGAAGUGUAAAUGAACUAGGGAAGAAAGCAGAAAGUUUUGCAGCUGGAGUCCGAGAGCAUGUGAGACUGGCACCAAAGAUAACAGAAACAGUAAAAGGAAAGCUGAGUUUGGGUGCUAGAAUUCUCCAAGUAGGAGGCAUGAAGAAGAUUUUCAGAAAGUUAUUCAAUGUCAAAGAUGGUGAGAAACUGUUGAAGGCUUCACAAUGCUAUUUAUCAACAACAGCAGGUCCUAUUGCAGGCCUCCUCUUUAUCUCCACAGACAAGAUUGCCUUCUCUAGUGAGAGAUUAAUCAAAUUCUCUACUCCGAACGGAGAAUCUAUCCGACUCCAUUACAAGGUCGUGAUUCCGGUUGCAAAGAUCAAAGGAAUCAACCAGAGUGAGAACAUGAAGAAUCCAUCACAAAAGUACAUAGAAGUAGUUACUGUGGACGAUUUCGACUUCUGGUUGAUGGGUUUCUUGAACUAUAAGAAAACAUUUAAGCAUCUUCAGCAAGCUAUCUCCAGAAGCCAAGUUGAUUUACAAGUCAAUUAUCAAAAAAGAGUCGAUUGAAAGUGAUUUAGAAAUAUGUUUGUUUUCUUGCAAGUGAGCCGUUGGUUGAACGACAAUCACAAUUCAUGUAAGGGAUCACCCAUCCAUUAGGUCGUGAGUUUGAACCCUACCCCUCCCCAAACCCCCGUUUCAAAAAAAAAAUAAAAAAUGUUUGCUUUCCUAAUUUGUA